Manduca sexta (tobacco hornworm) is the source of this 962-nucleotide messenger RNA. RefSeq lists its product as uncharacterized. The transcript has 3 exons. NCBI's taxonomy places the organism in Eukaryota, Metazoa, Arthropoda, Insecta, Lepidoptera, Sphingidae. Bases 1 to 918 code for a protein of 305 amino acids. The record is from RefSeq and is a predicted model, not a curated record.
AUGUUAUGGCUGCCUUCGAGUGUAAUCGUUUUUUAUUAUACAUCGGUCGACGACAACAAGAGACUGUGUCACACGAUUGGCUGCGGGAAAGAGACGGAGAACAAACUGUUGUUGCAGAUCAGGGAAGCCGAACAAGUGUCAGACUUUGAAAGGAUUCUUAAUACUAAUGCAAUACUGUGCGAGCGGAGCAGGCGUCACGUGUGGCGCGGCUGCGGCGCCGCUCACAAACCGUCAGCAUCCGUGGUCCCGCGGCCCCGCUCCGCCUACUCGCUGUACGCCGUGAGCCAGGCCUACCACUACUUAUUCCGGCAGCACGAGGAGUCCCUCCAGCCGCUUAUCGACGAGUAUCGCCAAGCGACUGUCGACGAGCAGAACGCGUGCCCUCCCACAAGCUUACUAGGUAACAAGUGGCUCGAGAACUUGCAAGACUUAUCCGAAUUUUACGAGGACGACCAAGCGUUAAGGAAGGAAGUAGAGACUAUUUCUGAUCGCAUUGUUACUGAGGAAGUGGCCGCCGCGGACGAGAGCAACCGAGUAAACAGAAGAAAUAAACUCUUCAAUGUCAACUUGGCCGGUCUAAUCGGCCUCACAGUUCAAGGGGAAGGCUGCUCCCCCAACCGCGAUGAUUACGGACCGUCUGAUGUAGAAAGAGCAGAGAUCGAGGAGGAAUGGCUCGCACCGAUUAUGAGCGCAAACUCCGAUGACCAACACGACUCACAAGGUGAAAACGUGGACGGCAUUACGCAGAAUCUGAACUCUGUCAAAAUAGACAGUGAUGGUAAAGUGCCGACAAUAACCUUCAGCAAUUGUUGCGACAAUUAUACAAAAAACGACCUGCCCGACAAUACAGACGUAGCGAUCCAUUUGGCCGUGCCCUCCAUUGAUAUUAUUGACGAGUCCCGUCCACCAAUGAUGUGACCUUGUUUGAUUCAAUCUGGACAAUCGACUACACAAUAACAAAA